This is a messenger RNA of Telopea speciosissima, 842 nucleotides long. RefSeq lists its product as uncharacterized. The transcript has 3 exons. The record is from RefSeq and is a predicted model, not a curated record. The coding region runs from base 1 to 612 and encodes 203 amino acids. Lineage: Eukaryota; Viridiplantae; Streptophyta; Magnoliopsida; Proteales; Proteaceae.
AUGAAGAAUGAUCUUGCUUUUGUGCGUGAUGAAUCAGAAAACUACAUGUCACAUAUAGCUGCAAAAAAAGCACCUAUACAGAGGCUCAAUCAAAUUCCUGGUGCAGCUCUCCAAAUGCAACGUGAGCUACUCUGGUAUAAGGAAGUGGAAAGUGUUAUGUUCUCCAUCCAUGAAAUGGCUGAAAACAAACAAAGGAAAACACCAAGAAUAUUAUUCACAGAGGAGCAUAGAGACCUAUUAAAAGAUGGAGCAACAUGGAUGAAAGAUACAUCAACACAAUGCAUGGUGAUAGCAACACUAAUCACUACAAUUAUGUUUGCAGCAGUGUUUACCGUACCAGGUCAUGGAGGAGGAGGAGGAGGAGAACCCAAUAAUUACAUACAAGGCAAGUUUCAGUUAGUUUUUAAUUAUCAUAUCAAAAAUGUUAGCACUUUGUUUUUCGGUUGCUGCAAUGUUGAUGUUUUUAGCCAUUAUUACUUCACGAUAUGCGGAAGAAGACUUUCUGUCGACUUUGCCUCGGAUGUUGAUGAUGGGUCUUUUCUUUCUCUUCAUCUCGAUAGUGGGGAUGAUGGUAGCCUUUGUGACAGCUGUCUUAUUUAUGAUUCGGUAUGAUAUUCGUUUAUGGGCCUCCUUUCCAAUUGUCCUUCUAGCAAGUCUCCCAAUCACUAUAUAUGCUUGGUGGAACUUCCCCUAUUCAUGCAAUUGAUGUUUACCACAUCCUCGUCACAAGUUUUCGGGAAGAGAAAAUUAAAUAAGCUUGAAUGAAUAGAUGUAAUCGUAUUUUACCAUUAGUGUGUUGUAGAAGGAACCAUAUAUAAAAGAAGUCCAAUGUAUAAUCAAGU